UUUUUUCGUAUUAAUUUAAACUUAAUUUCCCUCCUGUCAACAAUCAGUUAAUUGUUAACUUGUCACCAUCAAGGAAAGAUCAUUUUCUUUGAUUGUCAUUGGUUUUUCGUUUAUUGGAAAAUAGAUUCAAAUUCAUUUUCUUUCUUUGUCUUUUCUUAUGUGUUAACCUUUUGGACUUAAAUGUGUUAACUUUUCUCUUUGUGGAAUAUUUUUUUUGUUUCUCUUCUUCUUUGUUUUCUUCUUCCAUUUUUGUUCUCUUGUUUUCUAAUUAUUUCUCUUACAAUGAAGAUUCUUUUUUGUCUAUUGGUGAUAUUAUCAGUUUUCUCCAUUGGUCAAACCAGAUCGAAUCGUAAAUCGUUCCGAGUUGCAUUGAAAAAGAUUGAAACUGUUCGACAUCGGCUCCAUUCGGUUGGCACUCCAAUCAAAUAUGCUCUUCCUCGUAACCACCUUAAGGCUCUUGUUAAAAAUGGAUCACCGAUUCCUGAACCUUUGAGUAAUUACCUGGAUGCUCAAUAUUAUGGAGAGAUUUCAAUUGGUACUCCUGGUCAACCAUUUAAAGUAAUUUUCGACACCGGAUCAUCAAAUCUUUGGAUUCCCUCGAAACAAUGUAAAUGGACAAACGUUGCCUGUUUAAUUCACAAUAAAUAUGACCACAAUAAGAGUAAAACUUAUGUCGCCAACGGAACUGACCUUGAAUUACGUUAUGGAACUGGUUCUAUGAAAGGUUUCCUGUCCACUGAUGUGGUCAAUAUCGGCUCUGCUGCCGUUCAGAAUCAAACUUUCGGUGAAGCUGUUAUCGAACCAGGAAUAACUUUCGUUGCUGCAAAAUUUGACGGAAUCCUUGGCCUAGGGUUUUCAAGUAUCUCGGUUGACGGUGUUACCACGAUCUUUGAGAAUAUGAUUGAACAAAAUUUGGUUCAAGAUGCAGUUUUCUCUUUCUAUCUAAGCCGUGAUCCAUCAGCUAGUGUAGGUGGUGAGAUAAUCUUUGGUGGAUCUGAUCCUGAUCACUAUCAUGGUGAUUUAUCUUACGUUCCUGUUACCCGAAAAGCAUAUUGGCAAUUUGAAAUGGACGCUGUUACCGUCGAUGGACUUGAACAAUCAUUUUGUUCAGGUGGUUGUCAAGCAAUCGCCGAUACUGGUACCUCAUUAAUUGCUGGUCCAGUCGAGGAAGUAACUUAUAUAAAUAAAUUCCUAAAAGCUAAACCAUUGGUCAACGGGGAGUAUUCAGUUGAUUGUGAUCGUAUUCCUGAUCUUCCAACCAUAACAUUUAAAAUUGGUGGUAAACUUUAUCCAUUAGAGGGAAAAGAUUACAUUCUCCAAGUCAGCCAAUUUGGACGGACAGUUUGUCUUGUUGGCUUAAUUGCCAUGGAUAUACCGAAACCAAUGGGACCACUAUGGAUAUUGGGAGAUGUUUUCAUUGGACCUUAUUACACUGAAUUUGACCUUGGUAAUGAGCGUUUGGGUUUCGCUAAAGCCAAGUAAAGACUUAAAGACAAAGACGACAAUUAAAAGUUACCAUUGAACCUUAA
Molecule: messenger RNA, 1529 nt
Organism: Panonychus citri (citrus red mite)
Lineage: Eukaryota; Metazoa; Arthropoda; Arachnida; Trombidiformes; Tetranychidae
Product: lysosomal aspartic protease-like
Exons: 4
Coding region: 283-1482 (399 amino acids)
Biological process (GO): proteolysis; cell death
Cellular component (GO): lysosome
Molecular function (GO): aspartic-type endopeptidase activity
Source: RefSeq, a predicted model, not a curated record